AUGAAAGAUGAAAAUAGAGUGAGAGCACUUCACAGAGGUUAUAAAGGGCUAAAAGGUUCUGGUAGUGGUUCUAGUCCAUUAUCAAAAAUUGGUUCUUGUGGAGCCAUGCUUGCCGAAAGGCAGGGUUCCAUUGACAGAUACUGCUGCACUUGUCGAGUGACUGGAUUGGCUUUUCCGGUUGGUGGAUCGAAUACUUUGAGGCUUACCUCUGAAAAUGGGGACGCAGAUUAUCAGAUAGAAGCUGCACUUCCACUGGUUGAGAAUUUGAUUACAGUAAAUGCAGAGCUUGUAGAAUUAGGUAAUAUAUCACAAUGUGGUAGGGCGAACGAGUUGUAUUCUGAGCUUGAGCAAAGGGGUUCAAAAAUGGAACUCUCUUCCUCUGUUGGCUCUAAUCCAAUGGGUGUGAUUCCUCAAUCAGCUAAUGUUGCCGAUACCUCAGCUAUUGUGAUGGAUCCAACAGUUGGAACUGCAUAUUCAACUGAUUCCACAUCUGAAGCUGAAAUGGAGUCGGAUGAAAUUGUGCAAAUUCCUUUAGAUGAGAACGAAGUCAUGGAUGCGUCUGAUAUAGAGGCAGGACAAAAUGAUUAG
This is a messenger RNA of Fraxinus pennsylvanica, 588 nucleotides long. The record is from the annotation of a GenBank genome assembly. NCBI's taxonomy places the organism in Eukaryota, Viridiplantae, Streptophyta, Magnoliopsida, Lamiales, Oleaceae.